This is a messenger RNA of Magallana angulata, 1458 nucleotides long. RefSeq names its product fibrinolytic enzyme, isozyme C-like. Gene Ontology annotation, biological process: proteolysis; regulation of apoptotic process. The record is from RefSeq and is a predicted model, not a curated record. Lineage: Eukaryota; Metazoa; Mollusca; Bivalvia; Ostreida; Ostreidae. Bases 52 to 1395 code for a protein of 447 amino acids. Gene Ontology annotation, molecular function: serine-type endopeptidase activity. The transcript has 10 exons.
UUUAUAUAAAAGAAAACGAACUUUGCCCAACACAGUUACAGUUAAUUCACCAUGAACGGCUUGUUGUUGCUGUCCUUUGUGUUUGGGGUUUGUUUGGCUGAGGAGCUGAAACCUGUUCAGCCUGGAAAAGAAGAUCCUAUUUAUGACUUCAAUGUGCGUGUGGUAGGAGGCAGUAAUACCGACAUCGCCCAGUGGCCAUGGCAAGCAUCCCUCCGCUACAAUGGCGGACAUACUUGUGGCGCCAUCAUCAUCAGCCCAAACUAUCUUUUGACCGCUGCUCACUGUGUCAGCGGGAGAAUUUCCUCCCUGUUCGAUAUCGAAGUUGGGUCAUCCAACAGAGGAAGUGGCACUGUUUACAAAAUCAGCAGCAUUACUGAGCACUCCGGUUACAGCGGAAGCUCCGCGGGUUUCCCCAAUGACAUUGCCAUCCUGAGGACCCAGAGCUCUCUCGUCUUCUCCGACACUGUGCAGGCCGCCAAUCUCCCCCCUAACAGAUACUACAACCACGACCUCCACGAGUGUUACAUUACUGGCUGGGGCAAAAUCAGAGGAAACCAAAACAGUCUGCCUACAACGCUCCAGGAGGCCAUGAUCCCUGCCAUCUCUAACACCGAGUGUGCAACCAGAAUGUCCGGAAUCAAUGGAGCAUCCAUUUUUGAUCAACACACAUGCAACUUUGAUGCCUAUGCAAGCACAAAUGCAUGUCAGGGAGACUCUGGUGGACCAAUGGUAUGCAGAGCAUCUCCAAAUGACGAGUUUGUCGCGGUUGGCAUUGCAUCCUGGGUAAUCACGGGCUGCACAGGAGCUUAUCCUUCCGUAUAUGUCAGAAUUGCUUAUUACCUUGAUUGGAUGAUCAGCAAUGGAGCUCCUUUGAUGAAUGGGAAUAAAAUAAAAGAGGAAGAGAUUCUUCACGAGGUCAGGCUGAACAUAUUAGAAGAACAGAGGCACUACCUUUGUAAACACCUGAAUCCCCAAGAUCAUUUUGCCUACCUGAGGUCUAAACAUCUCUUGACGAGGGAGGAUGAGGAGUUAAUUAAAUCAGAAGUGACCAGUAAACGGCGAGCCGAGAGGUUCCUGGACAUUCUGGUCCAGAAGGGACCAAAUUGCUACAAAUCGCUUGUCGAUGCUCUCUUAAAGAACGGAACCCAGUUAUUUCUAGCCGAAAAGUUGAAUAAAGAAUAUGAACGAAAGAAGAUAAAUUUACAUAAUUUACUAACUGGCAGUGAGCCAAUGGACCCAAGAGGAGAUAUAGGGGUGGAUCCAGCUGCUUUACCUCGCCCUACAGUUGGGUCCAUUGAAAACCAAAACAUUUAUAAAUCACAUAAUGAUUCUGCAUCCUCAUCGUUGACCACUUACAAAUCAUCUUAUAUCUCUAGCAAUGAUUCGAACGCUUAGCCCCUAGCUGUGAUAGUUUUUUUGUAUUGAUUGUAGUAUUUUAAAAUACAUUUAUUAUUUUUA